AUGGGUUCUUAUUUCUUCUUUUUUCCUAUGAUAUUGCUAUUGGCAGCAACUUGUUAUGGCCAGGGAUUUUACAACUACAACUACAACUCGAGAGCAACCUCUUACAGUAGCCCCGAUGGUGCAGGAACUGCAUAUGGAUCUUGUGGGUAUGGUACCUUUGGAAAGAAUGUCAACAAUGGUGAAGUCACUGCUGUUUCUAAGCUUUAUCGGAAUGGAGGUGGUUGUGGAGCUUGCUAUCAGGUGAAGUGCAAAAUCCAGAGAGAAUGCAGUGAGGAGGGAGUGAAGGUCUUGGUAACGGAUUAUCGCGCGGGAGGCAGAGCAGACUUCAUAAUGAGCGAACGUGCCUACGAAAAAUUGGCUCGACCCAACAUGGCUGCAGAACUAUCUGCAAAUGGGGUAGUUGACGUUGAAUACAGAAGAGUUCAAUGUGGUCAUGGUCGCAACCUUGAGCUAAGAAUCCAUGAGACUAGCCGUUACCCUUCCUACUUGGCCAUGGUUCCUAUAUUCAGUGAGGGAAUUUCUGAUAUCACUGGUAUAGACAUCGGAGUGGUUAAUCACGAUGAAUGGAGGCCAAUGCGCAGGGCAUUUGGAACAGUAUUCGGCAUUACAAAUCCACCCAUGGGAUCUCUUCGUGCUAGAGUUCACUAUGCCAACCCGGAUCAAGUUAGGACAUCACAGUUAACCUUUGCCAUCCCUAGGAAUUGGAAGGUUGGAGUUGCAUAUGACACUGCAUCUCAACAUAAUUAA
Fraxinus pennsylvanica is the source of this 747-nucleotide messenger RNA. The record is from the annotation of a GenBank genome assembly. NCBI's taxonomy places the organism in Eukaryota, Viridiplantae, Streptophyta, Magnoliopsida, Lamiales, Oleaceae.